This is a messenger RNA of Saccoglossus kowalevskii, 1622 nucleotides long. Its product is annotated as serine hydroxymethyltransferase, mitochondrial-like. Lineage: Eukaryota; Metazoa; Hemichordata; Enteropneusta; Harrimaniidae. Gene Ontology annotation, molecular function: pyridoxal phosphate binding; glycine hydroxymethyltransferase activity. Gene Ontology annotation, biological process: tetrahydrofolate interconversion. The record is from RefSeq and is marked validated. Gene Ontology annotation, cellular component: cytoplasm; mitochondrion; nucleus.
AGAUGGAGGUAGACAACCCAAAUUAUGACAAAAUGAACGGUGAAAAAGAAGAAUGGUCACUCAAUGAUCCACUAAAGACUAAUGACCCUGAAAUGUAUGAGCUACUAAUAAAGGAACGAAAUCGUCAAAAACGUGGUCUGGAAUUGAUUGCUUCAGAAAACUUUGCCAGUAAAGCUGUUUUACAAGCGCUAGGUUCAUGUCUAAACAACAAGUAUUCCGAAGGCUAUCCAGGUCUCAGAUACUAUGGUGGAAAUGAGUAUAUUGAUGACAUUGAGAGACUUUGCCAGAAACGUGCGUUGGAUCUUUAUGAUUUAGAUCCAAGCAAAUGGGGUGUCAAUGUUCAGCCAUAUUCUGGAUCACCUGCUAACUUUGCCGUUUACACUGCCAUUGUUGAACCUCAUGGACGUAUUAUGGGUCUGGACUUACCUGAUGGUGGUCACUUAACCCAUGGAUUCUUCACAGAAAAAAAGAAAAUUUCGGCAACGUCCAUUUUCUUUGAAUCAAUGCCGUACAAAGUCAAUGCAGAAACUGGAUUGAUAGACUAUGAUAGGUUACGAGAAAAUGCUGGUUUAUUCAAGCCUCGGAUGAUAAUUGCAGGUUAUAGCGACGUUGUAACCACAACAACACAUAAAACUCUACGAGGGCCGAGAUCUGGGAUGAUUUUCUAUAGGAAAGGUGUUCGUAAGGUGUUGAAGGAUGGCACUGAAGUGAAGUAUGACUUAGAGGAGAAAAUUAACGCUGCUGUGUUUCCUGGUUUACAGGGAGGUCCACAUAAUCAUGCAAUUGGAGGUGUAGCGGUAGCUUUGAAGCAGGCACAGUCACCAUCAUUUCGUACAUAUCAGGAACAAGUCGUCAGCAAUGCAAAAACCAUGGCUGCAAGCCUCAUAAAGAAAGGAUAUACCAUUGUUACUGGUGGAACAGAUAAUCAUCUAAUAUUACUAGACUUGAGAUCUGUUGGCCUGGAUGGGAAUCGAGCUGAGAAAGUAUUGGAAGCCAUCUCUGUAGCAUGCAAUAAGAACACUUGUCCCGGUGACAAGAGUGCUCUCAGGCCAGGUGGUGUACGUCUCGGUGCUCCAGCGCUGACCUCACGGAAGUUUAAAAACCAAGACUUUGAGAAAGUUUGCGAGUUUAUUGACAGAGGAUUACAACUUGCUUUAGAAAUCAAGGCAGUAUCAGGACCUCUCCUCAAAGACUUCAAGAAUUUGCUUUACAAGGAUGCAAAAUUUCAAGAAAAAGUUAGUGCCAUUCGUGAAGAAGUUGAAGCAUUUGCAGUAAACUUUCCUCUGCCUGGGGAAACUUUACCUGAAGACUAAACCAACAUUCAUUUACAUAACUAUUGCUGUCUUUUCGAAUUCAUUUGUGUGACUACAUUUAACAAAUGGAGUUCAUUAGGUCAAGUAUAAAGAAAAAAAAAAACACUUCUGAUUGGCUAUGCUUAUCCUUCAAUGUUCUGUGCUGACCAAUCAAGUGUUAUUUACUAAAAAAAAUGCACAUGUUUAUUUUUUUUGUUUUGUUUGGAAUUUGUAUUUUGUUGAUAUUGGAGAUUUAAAUAAAUAGGGAAGGGGAUAGACAGUUGUUGUCAAAACCUUUAAAUGUUCAUACAAGUUUUAAAAAUAUAGUUG